Molecule: messenger RNA, 3215 nt
Organism: Nematostella vectensis (starlet sea anemone)
Lineage: Eukaryota; Metazoa; Cnidaria; Anthozoa; Actiniaria; Edwardsiidae
Product: transient receptor potential cation channel subfamily A member 1-like
Exons: 7
Coding region: 262-2013 (583 amino acids)
Biological process (GO): monoatomic ion transport; transmembrane transport
Cellular component (GO): membrane
Molecular function (GO): protein binding; monoatomic ion channel activity
Source: RefSeq, a predicted model, not a curated record
AAGACGUCAAUGACCAAUACCCCUUUUACAUUGUAGAGUAUUAAUCUUCUGCUCGGCAAGAAUUGUGAGAUCGAUGCAAAAGACGCCAAUGACCAAUGUCCCCUUCAUAUCGCGGCGAGUAACGGUUCAGUGGAGGCUGCCCGCAUUCUGGCUCAUCACUCUCCCGAAGCGGUCUUCUCCAGGGAUUCGUACGGACAUACUCCAAUACACAAGGCCGCUUCUCAUGGCUACUGGAAGACGUGUGAAGCCCUUCUUAAAAAUAUGUCGUCAACUCGUCUCCGAGACUUGAACUUCCGGACACCGCUCCAUUCAGCAGUGACGUCUGGAUCCAUCCAAACGGUCAAAACAUUCCUUGGACGCACCAUGGACUCUAACGUCCUCCUGGAGAUGCAGGACAGUAACGGCAACACGGCGCUGCAUCUUGCGUGUGCAAACGACGAGGUAAAGAUUGUCAAGCUGUUAUUAGAAGAAGGAGCUGACGUCACUAUGCGAAAUAAAGACGACAAGACCUGCUUGGAUGUCGCGAUAGACUGGGAACGAACUGAAGUCGCUAAAGCUCUAAUCCAACAUGACAGAUGGUGGGAAGUCAUGUUCACUCGGAACUCUGCGGGCGAGCUGCCAAUGGUAGGCCUAAUAGAAGCUCUCCCAGACGUUGCCAAACUUGCACUUGAUCAGUGCAUUGAGCGCUGUCCACUCCCGACAUCCCAUCAAGACUACUGCUUGACUUUUCAUACGGUCCUACUAGACCCAGGCCCCUGCAAGGAGGGCCAGACAUCACGUGACGCCUCUGAAGUCAUGGUCGAGAACGACUGUGAAGAACUGCUGAGUCAUCCUGUCACUCAAGUGUUGCUAAGAUACAAGUGGUUUGCCUUUGGGAAGGUGCCGUAUUAUAUAAACCUGAUGGUGUUUCUCAUCUUCGUGAUUCUCUUCUCUUACUUUAUCAUAACCGAGCGGGACUCCUCUACGCUGUAUUACCUCACGCACCCUAAUGCCAGUGCCUUGGAGAAGCAGUACCUUGAGAAGCGACCUUCAUCAACGAACUCCAUAGCGAUAGUACUAAUUCUGUUCGCCACCAUUGAAUUUCUGAAGGAAUUCCACCAGAUCUUUAUGAUAAGACUGGACUACUUCAAAGACAUCACGAAUCUAGUCGAACUCGUGUUGUAUACUUGCGCGAUUAUAUUCAUCAGCCCGUAUCUGGCCGAGGAGCCGCUGUAUACAGCGGCUUAUGGGCAUUGGAACGCUGGAGUCGUGACUCUUUUCUUGGCGUAUUUGAACGUGUUAUUGUACAUAAAGCGUAUUGGAUCCUCCGGUUUGUACGUGACCAUGUAUUUCGAGGUGUGGUAUACCUUUCUUAAGGUCAUUACGGUGUUCUUGGUGGUGUUGCUCGGGAGUACGCUAGUCUAUUAUGUGCUACUUAAAGAAGAGGAUAACUUCAGUGGAGUGCAUUUCGCUUUCGUCAAGACGUUUGUGAUGAUGGUGGGAGAAAUCGACUAUAACGACGUGCUCUCCAGUAACGUCAUUAACAGGGAGGUGAACCCCGCCACAGGGGCCCCGUAUGUACCAUUGCCGCCUGUGACUUACGUCUUCUUCUUUGUGUUCGUGGUCAUGGUCCCGAUACUACUGAUGAACUUACUGGUCGGUUUAGCAGUUGGUGACAUUGAUGCCAUUCAAAAGACUGCUUCGUUCUCGCGACUGAAAGACCAGGUUAACUACGUGACUGACAUUCAGAGGCGAUAUCCGCUCAAGAUGAUAAGAAUGUUGUACAAAGAGAAGAUUGACGUUCGACCCAACAGGAACAGAUUCUGGAAAAGUAUUGUGGAUAGUGAAUAUCUUGACGAGAUCAUCGAUAUCGCCGAGUCAAGCGACAAUAAGAAAAGCAACGCGGAGCAUGGAGAAGAGAAUGAGGGACAGAAAGAGAAAAUACGGAACUUGGAACAGAAGCUGGACCACCUGACUCAGCUUCUACAGACCGCCAUAGCAAAGCUUGAGGCUCCAUUCCUCUCUAAGUUGUAAAUAGCAAUGCAUGCAUUCAUUAUAUUUAUUUCUUUAUUUUUAUCUCUACUUAUUUAUUUUAUCUUAUUUAUAUACCUUGACCGUACUUAAGACGAAUGCAAAAAGUGCGUUAAUAUUUCGCUAGCUCAGUACUCACACACUAGCCUUCUCCGCAGGCGUCUAAACCGCUUUUUUUUGCUAAAAAAAGAUAAACAACUUUUCGCUAGCGGGAGUUCUGUGGCGAGACAAAUUCUUUCGGGUUCGGUCCGCGUGCUCGCUGUUUUCUUGUGUUGUCUCGCAAGUAGAGAUGCCUGCAGACUAAACUACUCACACACCACGAUGCACAAAAUACGAGUAGCAAAGAUAAAAUAACAAUGAAAAAGUUUUUGUUUGUUUCUAUAUUUAAACGAGCAUACUGUCACGCGGAAAAUUAACGCAAGGUGAUGGGUUUCGCUAUUUUAUAACAUUUUUAUUUUAGACCAUAGUUAGGGGUCACGGGGAUUUGAACUCCCCCCAAUUGUAGGCGUUUCCACAUUGUUUUCAAGAGUUACUCGAGAGUCGUAAAAUUGAGCGCCUAUUACCGUUCCGUACGCAUUAACUAUCGGUAGAAAGCUUGAUCUGGUUUUACGAGCAGGUAACUCUAGGUAUCAUCUAGGUCCAAUGAAACUCUGGUAUAGCCAGGUUCAUUAUUAAGUAAGCGAAUGCAAAACUGAUUGGAAUGCUAUCAUGGCGUUGAUGCCGACGUGUGAAGCCUGCCAUGUCCACUAGCAUAGCAAGCAUGUAGUGUGUUACCUCCGUAGUCAAAUAAUUCAUACCAUCCCUAUAGUUUUCCGUGCUAUGUACUCUUAUACUCGUAUACACGCGUAUACACUUCACAACAUUUUGAUCAUGAGGUGGCGAAUAUCGUGGUGUAUAAAAGUACAUACCACGGAAAACUAUGGAGAAUUUGUAAUCAAUACUUAGGUCACGGAAGUCCAAGGGUAACUCUCUGCCCCCCCCCCCCCCCCCCCCCCAACCCCCCAACGGAACUCGCCUUUCGUACACCCAAAAACCUUAUCUAAACCAAGCUCGCUUUGCGGGGGUGUUAGUGAAGGUUUCCCGAAUGGACUUGCCGUCUUAGGAGCAUAUAAAAGGGAUGCGGUAGAUACCCCAAAAUUGCUUGUAAACUUCUUAUAGACCUUCGUCGUGUAACAACGUACAGAAGUAAAACCCCGUACACCAAA